This is a messenger RNA of Medioppia subpectinata, 1467 nucleotides long. The record is from the annotation of a GenBank genome assembly. NCBI's taxonomy places the organism in Eukaryota, Metazoa, Arthropoda, Arachnida, Sarcoptiformes, Oppiidae.
AUGACCAAUCGACGCGAUGCAGGGGCUGCUCCGGCCGAAGGCGAAGGAGACGCCAAUCUUCAGAAGGCGGCUGCAGUGGUAACGGAAGCCGACGCCAAACUUAAAGCCGAGGCGUCUGAUGCCGGAGGGGAGGCCACCGAAGGCCCCGGCAUUAAUCUCAAUGUCAAUGAUAUGGCGUCCAAAGCGGCCGAUCAUCUGAAAGCCAAGUACGAGAAGGCGAAGGCCAACAAAGGGGCCAAAGCUAAGGGCAAAGUGAUGGAAGUGGUGACCGAAGCCAUACGCGAAAUCAAUCCGAUCAAGUUGUUGAUGCAAUUGGACCCUGAUCCUCUACUCGCCAUGAAUGGGGUGGACAUGCAGAAGCUGAAGGCUCCCGUCGCCUAUUUCGCCGAAUCAUUCUUCACUAAAUACGCGGAGAGGACUAAACUGAGUAAAGCAGAGCUGAGCAAAGAGUUUGGCGCUGAUGUGGAGGCGCGCAAAGAAGGCGAAUGGAUUAGUAUUGGCGCUGUUCUCAGGGUUGGCAAAUCAAAGGACCUCAAACUCGGCGACUAUUUUGAUUUCCUCGGCCUUAAGUUAGAGGCAUAUGAGAAGAAAUACGACGAAUUCAUGCUUCAGUCGGUGAAAGUGCCGGUAGAGUUCAUCGACGACAUUGUGGAGGAAGGAUUCAGCAAAUAUAUUGAACAAAUCAAAUCAUAUGUGAACAGAAAUGGGGGCGCAAUGAACGCCGCCCUUCAGGCCUAUUCCGAUGUGAGCGGCAGAGAUGUGGUCAAAGCAACAAAACAAGCGAUCGCGCGGCUCAAGACCGUUAACGUGGCCACAGAAAAGGGACAUUUGACCAAACAGCUAGAAGAAUACAAAGAACAAGGUGAAAAACAGGCCAAAAUCUAUUACGUGCGAGUAUUUGGCAAAGGAGGGCUAAUCUUCCAGUACCAAACAAUCAUGGCUCUCGAUGAAGAUAUCUUUGACCGACUUUUGGCACUUCCGCCGGUUAUUAUCCAAACGAGUGGCGGUCUGUUUAAGCCGGUGAUGAUGGUUCUGGAGCCGUUGCUUCGGUGGACAAGGUUUCUGUGCACCGGUGAGUAUCACAAAUCGCUGUGGACUGGUCUGGAUGUGGCCGCCGCCUACGGUAUCAACAUAUGGGGCGGUGCCUACAAAGCCAGGAAAUUCGACACAACACCCGCUAAACCAGCGGCCAUCGCAGCCGUCGCCGGCAAACCACGGCCCAAACGUCAAGCGCCGGAGGGGGAAGAACCAGCGGCAGAACCAGCGGCAAAACCAGCGGCAAAACCAGCGGCAAAACCAGCCGCAAAACCGGCUGCAAAACCAGGUGCUAAACCUGGAGGCGGAGGAGGUCUAACAGGUUUAUUGCCCAAUUCUGGUGGCGCCAAACUGGUCAAAUUCCCGACCAACUUAGCGGCCGACAAGAAACUGGCCGAAUCAUAUCAGGGCGGACCCCCUCCCGGCGGCUAU